Messenger RNA from Leguminivora glycinivorella, 3114 nucleotides. RefSeq names its product host cell factor-like. The coding region runs from base 150 to 1952 and encodes 600 amino acids. Lineage: Eukaryota; Metazoa; Arthropoda; Insecta; Lepidoptera; Tortricidae. The record is from RefSeq and is a predicted model, not a curated record. The transcript has 13 exons. Gene Ontology annotation, molecular function: protein binding; transcription coactivator activity. Gene Ontology annotation, biological process: regulation of DNA-templated transcription; chromatin remodeling. Gene Ontology annotation, cellular component: histone methyltransferase complex.
CGAAAGUAACACUAUGGUCAUGAAGGCUUGUCAAAAAAGAUUCAGAUUUUAAUAUUACUGCUAUAAAAUGUGUUUUAUCGUUGCUUAAUCUCGAUUCAAUUUCUAUAUUUAUUGUUUCCGAGUUUAUUAAAAUCAAAGUUUAAUUGAAAAUGGAGUCCGAUUCAGCGCUGCACGACGAAGUUCACGAUGGCGCGGAAGACUCUCCCGUAGAGGAAGCUCAAGCAACCGACGCAAAUGCCGACUACUCUGAAGACAAUGUUACUAGCCAAGAUUCGGAAGCAGCUACUACCGAAGAGUCGGCUACAAAUGGUGCCGCUCCAACUAGCAGUAGUGAUGCCCUGGAAGAACCUGAAUCUGCUGUUGGUGAAGGUGAAGAUGAAAAUCAAGAAAAUGAUGAAGCGAGUGCUGAGGCUGAGCCAGAGGAAAUGGAUAUUGAUGACACGGCUACUGGAACUGUGACGGAUGGGCCAGUUUACAUUGGCGACAACUGCCUGUCUACUCCUGCAGCAACAGAUGACGGCUCACCACAAGAUGAUGAACAUCAGAUGGACACCCUCAAAGACCAAGGUGCUGAUGAACUUGAGGGUGCUGAAGCCCAGGAGGAGUCUCCGGAUCAGUCGAUUAGCUCCGCCACUCCCAUUGAAGGUGGAGUUGGAGAUGGGGAGGGUGAUGGUGCACAGAUGGUGCAAGAUGAUGAGUCAAGCACUAUGGAUGAGGAUAUGGGUGCUUGUGAAGGUGUCGCCAGCAGUGAUGAUGUCAAUGACAUCAGCAGUGCAGCUCAGGAUGCAUUGAGUACGGGAAUAAGUUCAAGCACUGCCGAAGGUGGUUCAGACAUAACAAGCAGUGGUCAAACAGAGGCAGCACUGAUAUCCUCGACGGCUAAUGGACCCGCUGGUCUACUUCACUCUUUCUCCAUCGCAGCUCAGCAGGCUCAUGCCAAUGAGUUCGGCGAUGCGGACACGUCGGAAAUGGAAGGCGCUGCGGACACAAUGCCGUCGGUCAGCGAGUCUAUGCCAUUGCUGACGAUGGCCUCCAAUGGCGCUGCACUGCUCUCUCCUGGCUUGAUGCAAGGCGAAGAGGGCGGCGCAGGCGUGUCUUCGUCGCAGGCGGCCGAGAGCGCGGCGGCGGGCGGCGCGAGCGAGGGCGAGGGCGCCGUGAGCAGCUCCGUGGCCGGCAACAACGGCACGCCGCCGCUGCGGCCCGCCGACGCCGCGCACGCGCUCGCCACGCUGGCCAGCGCUGCGCUGCACCACCACGAACAGAAUGAAGCUGAUGAACCCAAACAAAUAAAUGAUGAAGACGCCUGGUUCACCGUGGGAAUUGUUAAAGGCACCACAUUUACGGUUCAAAACUAUUUGUCGGACUCUAACGUGGACCUGUCCAACUUGUCUCUGGACAACCUGCCCGACCUGUCGGGACUGCCGACGACGCCGCUCGAGCACGGCACCGCUUACAAGUUCCGACUCGCGGCCAUCAACUCCUGCGGCAGGGGAGAAUUUAGCGAAGAAAGCGCAUUCAAGACCUGUCUGCCUGGAUUCCCCGGGGCGCCAUCUGCCAUAAAGAUCUCGAAGUCCGUGGAGGGCGCUCACCUGUCGUGGGAGCCGCCGCAAGUGGCCGCAGAGGGCAUAUUCGAGUACUCUGUCUAUCUGGCGGUGCGCUCCAACACUCAACCAAAGGAGGCGUCAAAAUCGCAGCUAGCGUUCGUGCGCGUGUAUUGCGGCAAAGCGAACACGUGCGUGGUGCCGCAGUCGUCGCUGAGCGCGGCGCACGUGGACUCCUCCACCAAGCCCGCCAUCAUCUUCCGCAUCGCCGCGCGCAACGAGAAGGGCUACGGGCCUGCCACGCAAGUCAGGUGGCUGCAAGAUAUGAAAUCAACAGGAGUAAAAAGGUCAGGCGAGGGCCGGUUACCCGGCGCGUCACCCUCCAAGCAGCCUAAACAAUUAAUGCACUAACUGAACUCGAGUGACAGAAUCAAAGUAUCCCUAGGUAUAAGUAGUUAUAUGUACAGACUGAGUGAAUAUUGUUCGACCCAAGUGUUUAUCAAUGUAAUUAAUAGACCUUUUCCUAAUAUGAAAUCUCUUCUAUCAUAAUAAUUGUUGAGGUUAUAAUUUUUUUAUUGGUACACCAUUCCCUUCUAUUAUUCUAAUGUCUUCAACGGAAGGCUUAAUAGGUUAAUGUAUUCGACUUUAUACUAUAGAUUAGUUUGACUGUUUAUGUCUGCAGUGCAAAUUACUAUGACUUUAUAAAUACAUGAUUUAAGUGUAUACUAUAAGAUCUUGUCAUUCACGAAGAUUCGUGCCUUGGUUCAUUUCAUAUUGUCAUGUAAUUCUCUUGAAUGGCACUAUCUUUAAGUACAUUUAUAAUGAUAUGAGGUUAUAAAUUAUAAUCGUUUAUCAGUGUAUCUCCUAUCUUUCACAUUAAUGCUAAUAUAAUGUGUGAGGCUUAACACAUCUUUAAGGUUCUAAAAGGCAUGUAAACUGCAUUACGGCAAUAACUAGUAGUACUUUAUGUUGUGUAUUACUUAUUUACUUAUACUUGUUGAAUGAUCCGAUUUAAGUACAUCAGCUCUGUAUGAUAUUUCUUACUAUACACAUAUCCAUAAAUAACCUAUUCUAGAAUUCAUAUUUGUUUGAUUUAUUUAAAAUAUAAAAAUAAUUGAGACGAGCUACGUUUAUAAAAGUUGUUUAAUUUAUAUCAUAGCGAGGUAAUCUUAUGAAAUAAAAGCUCUCAAACUUGUUUAACUUUUCAAAUUCUAGUAAUUUAACCACGAGCUUGAAUCUGACAUAUUCGCUGGCGUGUGAGUAUUUUUGUAUGCAUCUCAUUCGUAUCUGACAUGUAUGAAAAUGUAAUAUAGAGCGAAUGAAAUAUGAAAGUAAGUACGUACGUAGAUUUAUUGUUAUUAAAUAUGUCAGUUUCAAAAUCGUGUUAGCCGUUUUAAUCAGAUUCCUCUGGCAAUCAUGUAAUAAAAAGUACAACUUAAAAUGUUCGAUUCUUUAUUUAAGGCUGCUUUCAAAAAAAACGUCAAAAGAAUGUAAAAUUGAUAGUUUUAGUCGGUGAAAUACUACACUUUCCGUUAUCCAAUAGAUUUAUUUAAUUCAAGUUCCAGUUAGAGCA